GGGUUCCAUACAGCCAGCAGGUAGUAGCUGAUGGAAUCUGUCUGACACACCGGGCUGCUAGUUCAGCAGUGUGGGGAAAUACUGGUGGACUGUUACUAAGAAUCCGGCCUUCACCACAGUGGGGAUAGAGACGUUUACUGCCAGUGAUACAGGAAACUAUCAUGAUGGCGGUCUUUGGCAGCGCCGGUCGUUUAAUACAAUUUGCCAGGAGCAGCGUCAGUCUGAGUGUGAGGAGACGCUCCACCGCGGCUGCUUUUGCCCAGACUCCAGACACACAGGAGAACAGGAAACCUAAGACUGGCAUCUUGAUGCUGAACAUGGGAGGACCUGAGAAACUGUCAGACGUUCAUGACUUCCUGCGGCGGCUCUUCUUGGACACAGACCUGAUGAAGCUCCCUGUACAGAGUAAGCUCGGCCCGUUAAUCGCCAAGCGGCGCACGCCGAAGAUCCAGGAGCAGUACAGUAAGAUCGGGGGAGGCUCGCCCAUCAAACACUGGACCUCCAUGCAGGGGGAGGGCAUGGUGAAGCUGCUGGACGACAUGAGUCCUGAGACGGCUCCUCACAAGUUCUACAUCGGUUUCCGGUACGUUCAGCCGCUGACGGAGGAAGCCAUCGAGGAGAUGGAGAAAGACGGAGUGGAGAGAGCGGUGGCCUUCACGCAGUAUCCUCAGUACAGCUGCUCCACCACAGGCAGCAGCUUGAACGCCAUCUACCGUUACUACAGCAACAGAGGCGACAGGCCAAAGAUGCGCUGGAGUGUCAUCGACCGUUGGCCCACACACCCUCUGCUGGUGGAGUGUUUUGCAGAACACGUCAAAAACGAGCUGCUGAAGUUUCCAGAAGAGAAGAGGGACGACGUGGUCAUCCUGUUCUCUGCUCACUCGCUCCCGAUGGCUGUGGUCAACAGAGGCGACCCAUAUCCCCAGGAGGUCGGUGCCACAGUUCAGAGAGUCAUGGAGAGACUGGGACACUGUAACCCUUACAGACUGGUGUGGCAGUCCAGGGUGGGGCCCAUGCAGUGGCUCGGCCCCCAGACGGACGAUGUGAUAAAAGGCCUGUGCGAGCGAGGGAAGAAGAACAUCCUGCUGGUGCCCAUCGCCUUCACCUCGGACCACAUCGAGACUCUGCACGAGCUGGACAUCGAGUACGGGCAGGUGCUGGGGGAGGAGUGUGGGGUGGAGAACAUCAGGAGAGCAGAGUCGCUGAACGGAAACCCUCUGUUCAUGCAGGCUCUGGCAGACCUGGUCAACUCCCACCUGAAGUCCAACAUGCCCUGUUCCCGUCAGCUGACCCUCCGCUGCCCCAUGUGCACCAACCCCACCUGCGGAGAAACCAAGGCCUUCUUCGCCAACCAGCCACUCUCAUAGAACACACACACACACACACACACACACACACACACUGUUGCCCAUCCUGCUGCAAUUGUACCUGUAAAGAAACUGAAAGUCUUCUUCAAUAACAGAGAGCUCACACACACAAACAUGCAUCAAAACACACACGGUCUCCAGCCAGUGUCAGUUAAUAAUUGUAGUAAAAUAACGUGAAGCAAUGGACGUUUGUUUUAUUGUACCUACAUGCUGGACGGGAGGAGUUAAACCACAGCAAGUACCUUAACCUUAAGAAGUCUGUUAUAUAUAUAAUAAAUUACAAACAAUACCAUCUGAUUUCCAAACGUGUGAAUAGUAUCAGUAAAGACUAAUAUCUACCUUAACACUCACCUCAGAGCAAGAAUGAUCCGGUGCACCGUGCAUUAAAACAAACAUCCCUUUAAGGAUUUGCAUUGAUCGUAAAUCUGACACUUGGCAUAACCUGCUCGCUUUUCGCAAAGUUACACAAAAAAAAAGCACUAUUUUUGUUUUAGUUUUUCAUGUUUUGCUCGCUUGGUAACAUUCCUCUCGCCAAGCCCCUGCACAACUCCAUCAGAGACCCUGUUUCCCUUCACUCUGGUGCUGAAUGGAUAACAGUAGGACAUGAAGACAUCACCAUUCCUUGCAAUGUGAUUGGAGGAGCUUGGUGCUGCUCAGAGAGGCUUUACCAGCUGUGAGAUGUAGCUAUUAUACACAUUUAUUAAAGUGUUUAUUUAUAUACUCGUUAUUUUUUGGCCUGCUGAAAUAGUCUUCGCAUCUAGCGUCCCCUGGUGACACAUCUACAAAACUAGGACAGGAUAUGCAUCAGGCGCUUAAAAGUGCUAUGGAUUGAUGAUGAUGGAAGGAAGUGCUACUGGCUCCUGAUUUUCCACAGAGAAAUGAAGGCAUUUCCAAACUUUGUUUUCCGAAAGUUUACAGGCCGUCUCAGAUAUGUUGCCGAUGGAAACGCACAAACCAGGCUUGAGUUUUAGAUGCUGAUGUCCGAAACAGAUGUAAAUGAAGGCUGUGUAUUAAGAUGUCUUUAAGAUGAAAUAGACCCUGAGCUAAUUAUGUGAAAAUACUACUCGUAAACUUUCUGGUUCUUCAGUAUCAAAUCAUAUCUUCUAUAAGCCGUUCGUUCAGUUUCACUUUGAGAUAUCAAGUCGAAAAGUGAAGAAGUCCUUUUUGAUGCUCUGCAGGAACACCGUUAAGGAACCUUUAACUACGAUGGCGCUUUAAUUGUCCUUGAGCAGCAAGUUUUGUGUUGAGAAGAAUCACAGAUAAGUGUUUACAGUUCAGGUUAUCUAGAUGUUUUUGCUGCAGCUCCAAAAAUGUCUUCAAAGGUUUGAUCUCGUCUGCUGUCUCCGUCAGGCUAACACUCCUUACCUCUGACCUGUUCCAGCUCUACUGUUACGCCAUGAUAAGGUGCCUUGUUCGCUGGCUAACAAGAAAUACUGGACUUGUGCUUUCUGUAUGUUUUGACAUGGAGUAAAAAUCCUCCUCAAAUUUGAACUUCUCCUGCUGUGAUCUUGGUCAGGAUUUCUUCCAACUACAUGUGCAAGAAGAAAGCAAGCUAAUUGAUGAGGAAGGGCUAGCUAGCUAAGUGUCAGCAAACAGAAAGCAUCAUUUCUGAAAAAGUCUUCAUCCCGAGGAGUUUUAUAUGAAUAGAUAUUAAAGGACGGUAGAUGGAUCUGAAUAUUUUAGAUGCUGUGCAAACAACAAGGCUCCCUUGCUGGCUUGUUAACUAGCACACUAGUUCUUGCUUCCUUGCUAGUUAGCUCAUCAAUUUGUGUAACUGCAGUCCAAGGAUUAAAGUUGAUCUAGAUCAUUUGCAUUAAGUGGACUUCCUUUCCAGCACUCGGCAUGUCUAACCCUUUAUUGAAAAUGUUUGAAACCAUUGGUCAUCUUUUCUGCAGAGCUGCUAGCUUAUCCCAGCGACAACGAGCUAACUAACCUAAUGUUGCUGCAGUCAAGACACAAACGUGUGGCUAAUUUGUGCAGAAAUGGCAAUAUUUUCAGGUCCCAUCAGGAUGAUUGUCUGAUGAAUGGGGUUGUUCUCAACCAACAUGUUAUCUCAUUUAUUUUUGCGUAUUUAUUUUGACAAUUCAGUGUGAUGUCGAGUUUUGCUAUGUGGUUUUCUGUGAUUGCGUUGUACGUAAUACUUCACAACGAUGCUACAGCUGUGUAGUAACCUCUAAAGUACUUUUUGAAAAUGAUUUAUGUUGUUCCUUUGAUUGUGUUUAUAGCCGCACAAAUCCUUCUGUCUCUGCUGUGUGACAAAACAUCUGUGUUUUUGUUUUUUUAUAUGCUGAAGGUGUAAUAUUAGCAGUGUGACGACGCAUAACAACAAGUCUUCCUUUCAAAUAAAUACAAUUUGAAAAAGAAA
Eleginops maclovinus (Patagonian blennie) is the source of this 3732-nucleotide messenger RNA. It is a transcript of the gene fech, whose product is annotated as ferrochelatase. The record is from RefSeq and is a predicted model, not a curated record. Bases 162 to 1367 code for a protein of 401 amino acids. Gene Ontology annotation, cellular component: mitochondrion. The transcript has 11 exons. NCBI's taxonomy places the organism in Eukaryota, Metazoa, Chordata, Actinopteri, Perciformes, Eleginopidae. Gene Ontology annotation, biological process: heme biosynthetic process. Gene Ontology annotation, molecular function: protoporphyrin ferrochelatase activity.